GAAACUCAUCAUUCCCUCCCGAAGGACAUCACAGUGAUGAAUACCUCACCUACUGUAUGUAUAAGUAAGUGUUUGUUUCGAUAUGAUUUACCCGUUACGCCUUCAUUGGUUUCGCUUCUUCGCUCCUCUUCAUCAUCAUGCGCUCCCUUCUUCUCUUCCUUUCUUGGGUGGCCACUGGCCUGGCUGCACCAGCCGUAAAGCGAGCCACUUCAACGAGCCGGACCUCAGCGCCAUCUGGCUGCCUCGUCGUUGGUGGCUCGGGCACGUAUAAUACCGUCCAGUCGGCCGUCAACGCCCUUUCCACAUCCACUACUACUGCGCAGUGCAUCUUUAUCAACCAAGGAACCUACAAGGAGCAGGUUUACAUCCAAGCUCUCAAGUCGGCGCUCACCAUCUACGGCUAUACGACAGACACCUCCAGCUACUCUGCCAACACCGUGACCAUUACUCAGAGCCUCAGCCAAGCCAAUGGCCUAAGCAAUGAUGGCACGGCCACUCUCCGUGCAUGGACUACGAACCUGAAGGUCUACAAUAUCAACCUCGUUAACAGCUACGGCAAGGGCUCGCAAGCACUAGCCGUCAGCGCCAACAACGACAAGCAAGGAUACUAUGGUGUGCAAUUCAAGGGCUACCAGGAUACUGUCCUCGCGCAAACCGGCGCUCAGGUCUACGCGAAAUGCUACAUCGAGGGUGCUACCGACUUUAUCUUCGGCCAGCAAGCUACGGCCUGGUUCGACGGCGUCGAUAUCGCCGUCCUCUCCGCCUCCCUGGGCUACAUCACUGCGAACGGCCGCGACUCGUCCUCCAAUCCGUCCUACUACGUCAUCAACAAGUCCACUGUCAAAGCCGCCUCCGGAAACACGGUCAGCUCAGGCGCAUAUUAUCUCGGCCGCCCGUGGCGCAACUACGCCCGCGUCGUGUUCCAGCAGACUAGCCUGAGUAGCGUGAUAAACAGCGCGGGCUGGCACAUUUGGAACACGGGCGAUGAGAGGACCGAUCAGGUUACCUUUGCCGAGUAUGCCAAUACCGGGACCGGGGCGUCCGGUACGCGGGCUAGCUUUGCGACGAAGCUCUCGAGUGCUGUGAGCAUAUCGACGGUUUUGGGAAGUGGAUAUGCUAGCUGGGUGGAUACUAGCUACCUGUCCUAGUCUCGCGCAUAGU
This is a messenger RNA of Trematosphaeria pertusa, 1161 nucleotides long. RefSeq names its product carbohydrate esterase family 8 protein. The transcript has a single exon. Gene Ontology annotation, molecular function: pectinesterase activity. Gene Ontology annotation, biological process: cell wall modification. Lineage: Eukaryota; Fungi; Ascomycota; Dothideomycetes; Pleosporales; Trematosphaeriaceae. The coding region runs from base 138 to 1148 and encodes 336 amino acids. The record is from RefSeq and is a predicted model, not a curated record.